Molecule: messenger RNA, 378 nt
Organism: Rhizopus microsporus ATCC 52813
Lineage: Eukaryota; Fungi; Mucoromycota; Mucoromycetes; Mucorales; Rhizopodaceae
Product: HSP20-like chaperone
Exons: 1
Biological process (GO): protein folding; protein complex oligomerization; response to salt stress
Source: RefSeq, a predicted model, not a curated record
CCAGCCACUGACAUUAACGAAACAGCUGAAGGUUACGAACUGCAUGCUGAACUACCUGGUUACGACAAGAAGGAUAUCCACAUCGACGUUGCUGACGAUCGCACAUUGAUUUUGAGUGGCUCAGUUCGUCACCAUCACCACGAGUCCUCAAGUGAGAAGCAGAAACAACAAGAAGACAAGUCUACUGCUGUCUCCAAAGAGGUCAAGUCUGAUGCUCCCAAGUGGUGGGUGAAUGAAAGAGUUUCUGGCAGCUUCCAGAGAUCGUUCAACUUCCCUUCACCCAUUGACAGUGCUGGUAUCAAGGCUAGCUAUGAAAAUGGUGUCUUGAAGAUUUGCGUACCCAAAGCUGCUAACCAAGGCAAGAAGCGUAUUGAAAUU